Molecule: messenger RNA, 357 nt
Organism: Pestalotiopsis fici W106-1
Lineage: Eukaryota; Fungi; Ascomycota; Sordariomycetes; Amphisphaeriales; Sporocadaceae
Exons: 2
Coding region: 1-357 (118 amino acids)
Cellular component (GO): cytoplasm
Source: RefSeq, a predicted model, not a curated record
AUGAUUACGCUCACGAAAAUAUCCAAAACCAAGCCCCUAGGAGCUAUUCACAUCCACUGUCGCGUCAAGCCAGGUGUCAACAAGAACCGCGAAGGCGUUAGCGCCGUCACCGACGAUGCAGUCGAACUCAAUGUGGCCGCACCACCGAGGGAUGGCGAGGCAAACAAGGCCGUCAUCAAAGUCAUGAGCGAGGCGCUCAACGUUGCAAAGUCGGAUUUGAGCAUCACUGCGGGCCACAAGUCAAGGGACAAGACGAUUGAGAUCAACCCCUCUGUACUCGGCGUAAAGCCAGGCCAAAGUGAAGAUCAAUGGUCUUCAAUCGUCAGAGACAGGCUUGUUAAGCAUAUUGGGGAUUAG